Acanthocheilonema viteae is the source of this 853-nucleotide messenger RNA. The record is from the annotation of a GenBank genome assembly. NCBI's taxonomy places the organism in Eukaryota, Metazoa, Nematoda, Chromadorea, Rhabditida, Onchocercidae.
AUUUGAUACAGCACUUCGGAACGGUGAUGUGAUGGAAAUACGACGCGUAUCGAUAAAUAGUAACGGCACUAUCCGUGCUAUCAUCAAUUUUUCACUUCGGACAUUCUGUGAUGAUUCGGAUUUCAAAAAUUUUCCAAAUGAUAUGUACAAGUGUUGUUAUCAAAUCGAACCACAUAUUAAUCAGGGUGGAAUAGAAUUUGUCGCCUCAGGUCGACCAGUUUUCACGGAUGCAAAAUAUUUCCGUGAUAAUGGUUGGUACAUUUCCGGUAGCACACCGGAUAUUCAAAUAAUGCAAGAUUCACAGAUUCCACAGCUUGGUUUUUGUUUAAAUUUAAAACGUUCCGCAAAAUCUUUAUAUAUCGAAUUAUCGUUACCCAAUACAAUUACAUCAAUUCUUUUUCUUUUAACACCUUUGCUUGGACAAAUUCAUCUGCAAAUAUUUGCAAAGAUGUUUGUACUUUUUCUUCAAUUCUCAACACUUCAACUCUUUUCCGCACUUAUUUCACCACAUCUCGGCUCCUCAGCUUCAACACCAACUAUAUUACGAUUUUUGGAAUUUGCUACAAUAAUUAAUAUAUUCAGUAUAUCUAUAUCCAUUAUAUUAUGGAUGUGUAGUAAAAUACGUCGAAAUCUUCCACCAUGGAAUUGGCUUAUAAGGACAUCCGAGCUUAUCAAUAGAUGUAUUUGCGUGUUUAAUUCAACGGAUAAUUGCAUAUCACUGAAUGAAAAUGAUAAGUCAUCCGCGACAAGUAAUUAUCAAGAAGAUUGGACGAAUGCAUUCAUUGCUAUCCAUGGCGUUGCCGUAUGCUUCUUAUCAUUUAUCUUCAUUCUUGGCUAUUUAAUGUUAUCAUAA